CUUGGCACUCAGCAGCCGGCACCACAAGGGGUUGGCCCGACCAAGAAUCUGCACCGUCCGCCCUCUCUUAUCAUCGUUACCCAAUUCACUGUUUUAUGCCUCUACUAUUCGGACUGUUCCAAAUAACGCGAGGUUCAAAGGGACAUAGACACGUUGAGAACUCGUCCUGGGUACAGCGCUUCCUCGAACGCUCGAACCGCUGAAAGCAGAAAAGGGCAGCAGCAGGGCGCCCUCGUCUCCAAACAAGCCGCAAUGUUCCAGCAUUGGAUUCUCUCCUUCCUGCUCCUACUUGUCUAUGCCCAGCAAAUCCAUGCCCUCGAAGAUCUGCCCGCGGGUGUCGACAUCGAAGAAGACACACCGGGCCAAGUCACCAUCAACGGCGACCCAACCGGCAACAGCACCCUGGGUUCCGACAUCCCCAUAACAGCAACCAUUUUCUCGGGCGUGCCGGGGCCGUCUACCUGCCGGGGCAACGUCAUAUUUCAACUCACCCUCCCGCCACCCACGCCCGGUGCAGGCCCAAAACAGGAGCAGUGCUAUAACCUGGCCCGGGUAGCCGGAUGCGGCAACUUUGUGGCGAGCAAAGAAGCCGGUUGCGAGGCACGCCUGUUCUCGGAGCCCGGGUGCAGAAUGUAUCUGAACACGGCAGUGUUCAUACCCGAACUGAGGGCAGUGGGCGGCAUGUGGAGGAGUGUGGGUUUGAGGUGCGGAGUGCCAGCGCCGGACCCCGAGAGUCUGGGGCCGCCACCACUUGCGGGACUAAUGAGGAGGCCUGGGAGAAGAUAGCAAGGUGCGGUUGGGCGCUCGUUGGUUUUCGGCUAGGCUGUCUAGAGGCCAUUCGACCGAAACCCUGCGUGGCUUGGCAGCUGAUAAGGGAUGCGUCCAAAUGGUUUUUGACUCUUUGAGACCUUAUGGAACGCCACUUCACUGGCUAUAAGAACCUUUCUUAUUCUUAGAAAUGGAUCAGGUAUGAGGUGAUUGCGGCCGAGCCGGGUUGCCCGAACAAGAAAGUUACCACGCUCCACAUCUUUCAAGCCUGGUCAAAGACCUAAUAACGGAUCAACCCAUCCCCGUGUUACUUGUGAUUCCAAGUAGCACUGAGAGUUGGCACACAAUCUACUAGGUGAAUAGCUU
Chaetomium strumarium is the source of this 1134-nucleotide messenger RNA. RefSeq lists its product as uncharacterized. Lineage: Eukaryota; Fungi; Ascomycota; Sordariomycetes; Sordariales; Chaetomiaceae. The transcript has a single exon. Bases 253 to 786 code for a protein of 177 amino acids. The record is from RefSeq and is a predicted model, not a curated record.